Messenger RNA from Chaetura pelagica (chimney swift), 1306 nucleotides. It is a transcript of the gene MOB1B, whose product is annotated as MOB kinase activator 1B. Bases 1 to 786 code for a protein of 261 amino acids. The record is from RefSeq and is a predicted model, not a curated record. Lineage: Eukaryota; Metazoa; Chordata; Aves; Apodiformes; Apodidae. Gene Ontology annotation, biological process: positive regulation of protein phosphorylation; hippo signaling. Gene Ontology annotation, cellular component: cytoplasm; nucleus. Gene Ontology annotation, molecular function: protein kinase activator activity. The transcript is spliced from 7 exons.
AUGGAGUAUUUACCCCUGAAGAUGCUCCUCACAGCUUUCCUAACGGUGGAGCUGCGGAGGAAGUGUGCUGAAAUCUGGAAAGAACUUUUGCUGGCUUACAGAAAGAAACCCCCUGUUUCUGGGAAGAGGGUUGCAGGGAUUGAUACCUAUGGUAGUCGCUCUUCCAAAACCUUCAAACCAAAGAAGAAUAUUCCAGAGGGGUCUCACCAGUACGAGCUGCUAAAACAUGCUGAAGCCACGCUUGGAAGUGGUAACCUCCGGAUGGCUGUCAUGCUUCCAGAGGGUGAAGACUUAAAUGAAUGGGUUGCAGUUAACACUGUGGACUUCUUCAACCAGAUCAACAUGCUUUAUGGAACCAUUACAGACUUCUGUACAGAGGAGAGCUGCCCUGUGAUGUCUGCUGGCCCAAAAUAUGAGUACCACUGGGCAGAUGGGACAAACAUAAAGAAACCAAUUAAGUGCUCUGCACCAAAGUACAUUGAUUACCUGAUGACUUGGGUCCAGGAUCAGCUGGAUGAUGAAACGCUAUUUCCUUCUAAAAUAGGUGUACCAUUCCCAAAGAACUUCAUGUCAGUGGCAAAGACAAUUUUAAAGCGUCUCUUCAGAGUUUAUGCUCACAUUUAUCACCAGCACUUUGAUCCAGUAAUCCAGCUACAGGAAGAGGCACACCUUAACACUUCUUUCAAGCACUUUAUAUUUUUUGUUCAGGAAUUCAACCUUAUUGAUAGAAGAGAACUUGCACCACUUCAAGAACUGAUCGAAAAACUCACCUCUAAGGACAGAUAAAAGGAAUAGGAUUUCUUGAAGUCACUUAUUUCUUUAAGCAAGUGUGUGGUAUUGUUUUUUGUUCAUGUGUCUUUUUUUUUUAAAUCCAAUACGAAAACCUGUGCUGUUACUCCUGACAGCAAAGAUCCACUUUCUGUGCUUUUAUUAGGGGAGAUCUUUUUAUCUGUUAGUGACAUGCAGUAAAUAGCCUUUUUUUUUUGUUGUUUGGUUUGGUUUUUUGUAUUGUUACUCAUUGUGGAUUUUUAGCAGGUGCUGAGUGUUGAUACCAGAAACAUGCUUGGUUGGGGGACAGACUCUGCUGGUGGAUGGGUUCUUGUGUUGUGUCAGUGGUAGCCCAUUCUCAUGAAGUCCCUGGAAGACUUGCAUACAUUCUCUUAAGUGCCUUGGCAGACUCACUUCUGAGGUGCAAAGCACAUACAAUACUGAGCAUUGCUGGAAACAGAAAAUAUGAACUAACACCCAGGACACUUACUGAUACUUGUUUUAGAAAAAUAUAUAUAUGCUUACACUAAAAAAAAAA